AUGUCUACUACCCGCCCGAAGACGGCGCAUCAGACGGCUGAUGCACCGCCUCAGCUCUCUACCUUUGCAGUUUUCUGCGUAUUCUCCUUCGCCAAUCUCGUCGCUGCCGCAUUCUCUCCUAUCCAAGACUGCGACGAAGUCUUCAAUUACUGGGAACCAAGCCACUACCUCAACCAUGGCUAUGGUCUCCAGACCUGGGAGUACUCUCCCGACUACGCCAUCCGAAGUUGGGCCUAUACUGCCAUACACUCGCUUGUGAUUGGGCUCGCCAUGCUACCUAUGCAGACGCUAGGCUUGCAAAGAUCCAAAGUCUUCGAGUUCUAUUUCCUGCGAGCCGUUCUGGCGGUAGUCUGUGCAGCAUGCCAGACUCGCAUGUACACUGCUAUUAGAAAGACGUUCGAGGUGCGGGUCGCAUCGUUCUUUGCGAUGAUCAUGGUUAUAAGUCCGGGCAUGUACCAUGCUGCCCCUGCAUACCUCCCGUCGAGUUUCGCCAUGAAUUGUGCAAUGCUUGGAUUUGCGUCUUUCAUGGACUGGUCUAAAAGCACCAUGAGGACUGCCCAGGGUAUUACAUGGUUCGCUGUAGGCAGUGCCCUGGGUUGGCCUUUUUCAGGCGCUCUCGCUCUGCCAUUCAUUGCAGAAGACCUCAUUGCGGGCCUAUUCACUGGCACAAUUCUAGAAAGUUUGCGAAGAGUACUGCUCAAUGGCGCGAGUAGAGCACUCGCCGUUGUACUCUUGCAAACCGUCAUCGACUCGCUCUUCUACAGGAAGCUCGUGUGCGUGCCGCUGAACAUUGUACUUUACAACGUCUUCAGUGGGGGUAGCAGAGGCCCUGAUAUCUAUGGCGUGGAGCCAUGGCACUUCUACGUCCGCAACCUGGCCCUGAACUUUAACAUAUGGUUUUUUCUUGCGUUGGCUGCUCUACCACUACUACUUAUCCAGUAUCUUGUCUUUGAUCGGGCUGUUUACCGCAGCACGCUCACCAGAUCUAUCACUUUCGUCAGCCCGUUUUACUUGUGGUUAACGAUAUUCACGGUCCAGCCUCACAAAGAAGAGCGAUUUAUGUACCCUGCAUACCCAGCGCUAGCCUGGAACGCAGCCCUCUCCUUGCACAUCUUGCUAGCCAACUUUGGCUCGAUGGACCCACGACAUCUAGUAAGCAAGAUACCUCCGAUGGUGAAGCUUGUCAUUGUCUGUAUACCUGUGCUUCUGUCUUUGAACCUGGGCAUUCUAAGGAUUAACGGCCACAUGUCCGCAUACUCAGCACCACUGAAAGUUUACAAGCCAUUGUUCGACCCGGCAGUCGCCCGUCCAGGAGACACUGUGUGCCUAGGGAAGGAGUGGUAUCGCUUUCCGUCUUCGUUCAACUUACCCCAGGGAGUUCGUGCCAAGUUUAUCAAGAGCGAAUUCUCCGGUCUUCUGCCAGGCGAGUUCAGCGAGGCUGACGCCGCUCUCGGAAUGUUCCCUGGCACAUGGUUGGUCCCGUCUGGAAUGAACGACGAAAACUUGGAAGAUCCUAGCAAAUAUACCAACAUCGACCAGUGCGACUUUAUUGUUGACUCGCGCUCUGCUGGAGCUCCUCCAACAACCCUCGAGCCUGAUUAUGUCUCCAAUACAGAAGAAUGGGAGGCCUUGAAAUGUCUUCCUUUCCUGGACGCAAGCAAGACACAUACCAUUAGUCGCAUGCUUUGGGUCCCAGAUCUACCCGUGAUCCCGGCUAAGUUCCGCCGCCAAUGGGGCGAUUACUGCCUGUUGCAACGCAGGGGUCAAAAGGGCGCAUAG
This is a messenger RNA of Alternaria burnsii, 1779 nucleotides long. Its product is annotated as mannosyl transferase. NCBI's taxonomy places the organism in Eukaryota, Fungi, Ascomycota, Dothideomycetes, Pleosporales, Pleosporaceae. The record is from RefSeq and is a predicted model, not a curated record. Gene Ontology annotation, molecular function: alpha-1,2-mannosyltransferase activity. The transcript has 4 exons. Gene Ontology annotation, cellular component: endoplasmic reticulum membrane. Bases 1 to 1779 code for a protein of 592 amino acids. Gene Ontology annotation, biological process: protein N-linked glycosylation.